This is a messenger RNA of Pipistrellus kuhlii (Kuhl's pipistrelle), 6408 nucleotides long. RefSeq names its product ADP-ribosylhydrolase like 1 (gene ADPRHL1). The transcript has 8 exons. The record is from RefSeq and is a predicted model, not a curated record. Gene Ontology annotation, biological process: protein de-ADP-ribosylation. Gene Ontology annotation, molecular function: magnesium ion binding; ADP-ribosylarginine-[protein] hydrolase activity. Bases 534 to 5525 code for a protein of 1663 amino acids. NCBI's taxonomy places the organism in Eukaryota, Metazoa, Chordata, Mammalia, Chiroptera, Vespertilionidae.
CUUGGGGGUAACAGAAGUGUCCUAAAGCUGGUCUGUGGUGUGAUGCACAGCAGUGUCCCUUUAUAUGAGCUCAUCAGGCUGUGCCUGGGACAUGAGAGUGAAUUUCCUGGUGUGUCAAUUACACUUUCAAGCAUUUAGAAAUGAGUGCAUUUCUUCAAGGAUGGAAGACUCACUGCUGGAAAGUCACUGCCUGUGAGAGAGCGCCUGGAGGUGCUCUGGAUGCUGCCUAGAUGCUCUAGGUAAGCCGGCAGGCUCCUCUGUUAAAGGGCUAGUGUCUGUCCAGACACUGAAGGAAGCUGACACUUCCACGUGGCUCUUCAGCAGGCGCUGUGAGCUGCGGGGACCAGAGAGGUUUUCUCAUUGGUGCCACCUGCAGACAGGAAAGCAGCGCGUGGCCAUUUGAGGAGGCUCCUGACAGUGACACAAUGGCCAGAAGGGAGGUCAGGGGGGUGGACUGAGGGCCGCCCCCGCCGCGAAGCCACAGAGGCUGGACGUGCUCAGCAGCUGGUGGGCGGGCAGAGGAGCCACUCGCAAUGGAGAAGUUUCAGGCUGCGAUGCUGCUGGGGAGUGUCGGGGACGCUCUGGGCUACAGAAACGCCCGCAAGGAGAACAGUGCCACUGGCGCAAAGAUCCAGGAGGACCUGCAGAAACUCGGGGGCCUGGACCACCUGGUGCUCUCCCCGGAGAAGUGGCCUGUGAGUGACAACACCAUCAUGCACCUGGCGACGGCCAGGGCACUCACCACAGACUACUGGUGCCUGGAUGACCUGUACCGGGAGAUGGUAAAGCACUACGUGGAAGUGCUCGAGAAGCUUCCAGAACAUCGAGCAGACCCCGCUACCCUUGACGGCUGCUCGGCGCUGAAGCCGGAUAACUACCUCCUGGCCUGGCACACGCCUUUCAACGAGAAGGGUUCUGGGUUUGGAGCUGCCACCAAAGCGAUGUGCAUCGGCAUGCGGUACUGGAAGCCCGAGCGGCUGGAGACCCUGAUUGAAGUCAGCAUCGAGUGCGGCAGGAUGACGCACAACCACCCCACAGGCUUCCUAGGAGCCCUGUGCACAGCCCUAUUCGCAUCUUAUGCCAUACAAGGCAAGCCGCUGGAGCAGUGGGGGAGAGACAUGAUGAAGACGGUCCCACUGGCUGAAGAAUACUGUAAGAAGACCAUCCGGCACCUGGCAGAGUACCAGGAGCACUGGUUUUACUUUGAAGCUAAAUGGCAGUUUUACUUGGAGGAGAGAAAGCUCAGUGAAGACAGCGGCGGUAAAGCCGCCUUCCCUGACCGUUACGACGCAGAGGAGAGGGACAAGACCUACAAGAAAUGGAGCUCAGAAGGCCGAGGCGGGCGGCGGGGCCACGAUGCCCCCAUGAUUGCCUACGACGCUCUCUUAGGAGCUGGGAACAACUGGACGGAGCUCUGCCACCGUGCCAUGUUUCACGGAGGUGAGAGUGGGGCCACGGGGACCAUCGCGGGCUGCCUGUUCGGACUACUCCACGGCCUGGGCGCCGUGCCCGUAGGCCUGCACCAGGAGCUGGAGCACAGGGCGGAGCUGCUGCGCCUGGGCGAGGCGCUCCACCGCCUGUCCACGGAGGAGAACCCCAAGAGUGCCAAGAUCUGCAGCAGUAACAUACCUGUGGAUGCCCAAGCCCUGAAGAAGAAGCUCAGCAAGGCGACCUGCAACCCCGCGGUCUGUGCCAUCCUCAGAAGCCUGCUGCUCUACGUCACCUGCCGUGGGGACGGGCCCCAGGCACUGCCUCCCGCCAAGAGGGCAGAGCGCGGAGACAGCCAGGGGGGCCGGAAGCCGGAACCCCAAGACGCCAACCGGCGGCCCACGCGUUUCCAGCUCCUGCAGGCCAAGUUCAUGGGCCCUGGCCGGGAGCCCUGGCUCAACAAGACCCGGGAGGUGGGCAGGCUGAUCAUCAAGGACAAGCAAGGCCCCGGCAGGAGCGUGGUGGCCGCCACCAUCAACAAGCUCCUGGAGAAGACCAGGGAGGGGGCCGGCAGUUCCGCGAGGGGCCAGGAGCCCCUCUGCGGCGGCGAUAAGCCCCGGUGGGGCCUGCCCGCCGGGAGGAACACCGUGAAAAACAUCCUGAAGAAGUUCCUGGCCGCGGAGGAGAAGGAGGCGGAGGAGAAGAGGCUCCGUGAGCAGCCUCCCGCGCAGCAGCCCAGAGCCGCCCGGGGCCUCCUGCCCAAGAUCGUGGGCAGAAAGGGCUCGGUCCUGGCCAAGCUGCGGGAGAGGUUCGAGCAGAGCGGGGGCCUCUGCUCGGAGGCCGGCGUGCUGCCGCUCCGCACGGAGGAGCGGAAGAAGAAGAACCUCCAGAGGAAGAAGAUGCACCGGCUGGAGGCCCGCGUGCUCUGCACGGCCACCGUGGCCAGUUCCUGCCUCCGGAUGCCCCCCACCCGCUUCCUGGCCUGCUCGGCCGAGCCCGUGCCAGCCUUCAGCAUCGCCGCCGUGGUCUGCGGCCCCCGGAGCUGGCUGUCCCACUGCGCCAAGAUCAGACACUCGGAGCUGAGGCGCAUGCCCCCAAAGGACACCGGCAGGCCCCCCGAUGCGGGGGAGAGGGUGCCUGAUGGGAACCAAACACCAGCAGAGGAACUGCUGGCUGGGAGGUCCCCACAGGCCUUGGCAGGGCAAGCCAUGGCUGCCAGCGUGCAAGCAGCCGCCCUGAGGGCAGGGCCUGAGAGCCUCCCUGAGCCUGUCCCCUCGCCCGCCUCCCCGAGCCGGGAAGCCCCUCCUGGCCUGGAACCCAAGCUCUCCUGGCUCACACCAGCCAGCCCAGGGCACGCCAGCGUGUCAGGAGGUGAUAGGACGGAGGGCCCCCCAGCAGGAAUCACCUCAGAUGACACCCAGGGGGCAGAGGGGCCCAGGGCAGGCCCCCGCCCUGCGCCCCCAGCGGAGAUGGCCGAGGAGGCCCCGCAGGUGGACCUCAUGGUUUGCAGCUCAGAGGACGAACUGACGGAAAGAGUCAUUUCAGACUCAGAGCAAGACCCUCUCUUCGCCGUCCAGGAGACUUUUCCGGAACAGCCAGCCCCAGGGCAGAUCCCGCCGCUCAGCGUGCCGACCGCCCAGGCUGCCUGGCGCACCCAGCGGGCCUGCGAGCCUCCGCAGAUCACCGUGCGGCUCCCGGUGGUCCACGAGAUGCCGCUGCCUCCCGCGGCGCUGCAGGCGGCAGCGGGUCAGGCAGGCCCACCUUCUCCGGUGCCGGGAGGGGAGGGCGAGGUUGGACAGGCACCCGCGCUCCUUCCCACCACGACAGGGAGGAAAAGCCCCGAGGUGGCCCCGGUGGGAGCCAGCCAGCCUGCGGGGACACGCGGGGGACUCAGCACCCUUUCUUGGCGGGACUCCUGGGCAGACCUGGCUCUCCCACCCCUAAGGGGUGCUGCCGGCACUGACGGGGACACCCCAGAGGCAGCUCCAACGCUGAAACCUCCGACGAGUCCUGCCGGAGGAAAGGAAGACUGUGGGAGUUCAAACCAACUCAAGGACCACACGUGUAUUUCAGGACAGGAAGUUCCUGAGCUCAGGAACGAGAAGCAUCCGCUGCCGGAAUCAGGGGAAAUGCCAGUCCCUGACGAGGGCAACCCAGCCCAUCCCUCCACAGCUCCGGGGAAUCGUCCAAGGGGGAACGGCCGCUCUGCCCUGUGUGGUCAGCAAGUGCCACCUCCCCAUGAGGGAGACUCGACGGAUGCCCCAACUCUGCUGGCGGCACCGGCCGAGGGCUGGGCCAGGUCUGAGCAGAUGACCACCGUGGGUCAGAACGUCCUGCGUGAGCAGGCAGAACACAGGGGGCCACCACUGACUGAGUCCACUCAGCCGCUGCUGAUGGCCGACAGGGGCGCCAGCCAGGACGUUGGUGAGAACAGGCCAACCUCCUUACAUGAAGGCCCCACACCAAGAACCAAAGCCCCCGGGCGAGGGGCAGCCACAGGGGUCACCGAGAGUCACACAGCGCCAGCACCAGGGAACACCGUGGACCCCGAAAUCAGGUCUCCUGAACCGAGGAGCCCUGAGCACAAGAGAGAAUCUGGCUCCUCACCAACAGGUCACAGUCUUGUAGCAGAGGAUCGCGGUCAUGCCCCCAACAGCCACCUCUGCUUGGCACCAGGAGGGCCCUGGAAGGUGCCCAUCGGCAGAGCCGCAGAGGGCCACGGCUGCAGAGACUCAGGGCAGCGCCUGCCCGAGACCUCGGAAUCACUGACCGCGCUCCCACAGACGGCUGCGAGCCCCCCAUUCACGCCUGACGAACCUGGCUUGGGGGUUUCAAAGGAAUGGGCAGCCAACAAAGGGAAUGCCCCGGCAGGAAGCGGAAACACUGCGGCUGCUCAAGCAGGUCCUCGGGGGAAUAACACGAAGUCUGCGGUUCCACCCUCGCAUCGCCCCGCACCGCAGGGAGGUGGCGUAGAGGGGCCUCCGCGCCACGGUUUGGACGGGCCUCCGGCGCCUUCUGAGGGGCAGCGGGCCGGGGAUGAGGAGCACGUCGUGUCUGAAAAACGGCUUCCUCUGGCUGCUGGGGUUUCCCCUCCGCUCCCCUCAGUGCCACCGACAGGAGCAGAAGCGGGGCCCCAGACGUGUCCCAGCCUCCAGGCACACCUGCCGCCUGCAUCCCGCACACAAGCUGGUGUCCUGCUGGACAGAGAGGUCAGAGAGGGGCCAGGGUCGCAGGCAGGCCUGGGGGGUGGAGAGGAGGGAGUCUCAGGGCCUGUGGGGCCGAAGGGUCCUGGUCAGAAGGGAGUUGUUCCUUUGGACCCAGGGAAAAUCAAGGUUGGAGAGAGGACAGGGCCACAGGCAGGCCUGGGGGGUGGGGAGGAGGGGGUGUCAGCGCCUGUGGGGCUGAAGGGUCCUGGUCAGAAGGGAGUCCCUCCUCCAAACCAGAAGACUCCCGUGUGUGGCUCUGAAGAGGCGCAGACACAGCCCCAGGACGACGUGGUGGGCAGUGACAGGGCGACCCCUGAUGUGGAGACCCCUUGCCGACACAUUGAGAAAGGUCCAGAUCGCCCCCCAGGGCACUGGGUGCAGGCCGUCGAGGACCCCUCAGGGCAACACGGUGUCCACACUGAGGAGCGGCAGGGGCGCCCGGCACAGGCCCAGGCCGGCAGGAUGGCACCCCACCACUCGGUGCAGCCCACAGGCAACUCAUUGGCUGUGGUGCCUGCACCUACCACAGGUGCACGUGGGCAGUCCCCGAGGCCAGCCCCCACGGGUGGCCAGGGGCCACCUGGAGUGCCACAGGAGGCGGGAGAACACCGUCUGCAGGCGGCCCAGAGCCAGACACCUACCCGACCCGAGCCAGUGCAAGGCUCUGCUGCAGUGCCCACGCCCAAGGCUGGGGGCGGCCAGACGCCCGGCGCCCCAGCCCAGGAGGGGCCCCCAGAAGUCUCCUGGGCAGGAAGGAGCGCACUGGACCGCGAGCAUCAGAGGAGGUUUGCAAAGUACAAAGCCCAAAGCUUCGGUGACCAGAGGUCCUUUGACUUGUCCUUUAGAGCCAAAGUUAUCAAGGCCAACGACACGUUCGAACUUCCAAAGUGAAGUGCGCCCCCUACCCCCACGCCCAUAGGGACCACUGGCACGUCUGAGGCCUCCGUUUCCGCUCCUCCCUCAGGCUUCCCAAGGAGCUUUGAACGGCCCCCUGGAGAGUGGUUUCCUUUCACUCUCACAGUAACCGGCCCCACAGCUACAGACGUGUUGCCUGCACGUGCUGUCCUGCUCCGUGUUCUCAGUGAACGUGAGCUUCCGGGAGCUGUGCACAGCGAGGACGAGGGAAGUGCCUGGCACACCUGGCCUCUGUGCCCUGUGGGUCUGUUUCCUCAUGUCACUUGAGGCAUCUCUACUUGGAGUUCGUCCAAGCACACACUUCUACCUUUCCACAGAGCCGUGCUGCUUUUGGCACUUUAAGGUUUGGUGCUGGACUUGGCGUGUGUCUGUCCUAGCUGCUCUCACUGGGGGGCUCCGCCAGCUUCGGCCUUUGGGGGCACCGUCUCCUUGCAGGUCAUCGGCAGGCCUGGAUGUGGAGGGCCUCAGACACAGCCAGUGUGUGUGACGACGUGGGCAGGAGAGUCGCACACAGAGCGCCUUGAACGAGGGGCCGUGACUCCAACGCAGACACCUGUCCUGACACAUUCUGGGAUGAGGGCUAAGAGCUUUGGUUUGUCUCAGCUUCUCCCCGAGGGAAGCUGAUCUAUCUUUACCUUCUUGAUGACGGUCGGGAAGGUGGAGUGAGGACACCGGGAUCCAGGCUCUGGCACAUCCUGUUCCUGCCCCUGGGCUCUGCUGGGCCGGAGCAGAACCAAUCCUGGGAAAUACUCGAGUCAAAUUACAGAGGAAGAUGAGGAUGCAGAGUGGUCAGAAGAUCGUUUUCAGCACCGAGCUUCCAGGUGCACGAGUCCAAGGAAGCUUUUGUUUAGAAACCUCU